Molecule: messenger RNA, 1908 nt
Organism: Schistosoma mattheei
Lineage: Eukaryota; Metazoa; Platyhelminthes; Trematoda; Strigeidida; Schistosomatidae
Source: the annotation of a GenBank genome assembly
AUGUAUGGUUUAUUAUUAGAAGGAUUACGUAAUUUUAUUAUUACUAAAUGGUCUACAGAAUUAUGGAUUGAAAUAUGUAAUCAAGCUAAUUCGCCUGAGAUUCAAUUUGAAACACGUAAAGUUUAUGAUGAAGCAUUAUUACCGAAUUUAUUUCAAACUAGUUCAAAAUUAUUAGAUAUACCUGAAGAUGAAAUUAAAUUUGGUAUGGGUAUAUCAUUUGUUGAAUAUGUUGGUGGUAAAGGUUAUCAAGGUAUAUUACGUGUACUUGGUAGAGAAUUACGUGAUUUUUUAAAUGGUUUAGAUAAUCUUCAUGAAUUUCUAAGAUCAAGUUAUCCAAAAAUUCGUCCACCAUCAUUUUUUUGUGUAAAUGAAAGUAGAACAGGUAUUACAUUACAAUAUCGUUCACAUCGUAUUGGAUUUGUACCAUUUUUUUGUGGAUGGAUGACUGAAUUAUCAAGAGUUUUAUAUUCAAAAGAAAUGAAAGUUGAAAUCGUCGGUCAAAAAGAUCGUGGUAAACAAGUUGAAACAAUUCUACGUUUACAUUUUCAUAAUCAUUCGUUUACUGAAAUAGAUGAAGAACUACCUGUUCCAGCGAUUGUAUUCUUCGAAGCAUUUCCUUUCAAUUUCGUAUUUAAUCGUGGUAUGAAGUUAUUGAAUAUCGGUAGAAGUAUGGCCAAUGCGCUACCAAACAUAGUUGGAAAAAAUGUGACAGAUAUAUUUCUUUUAUGUAGACCCGUUAUACCAUUCACUUGGGAUGAUAUAAUGCUGCAUACAAAUAUUAUAUUUGAACUAACAAGUAAUGAAAUAAACAAAGAAAUUAAUACCAAUGAUGAACAGAACAACACAGGAGAUCAGUCAGAUACAAAUCGAGGUAAAUUAAAACUUCGCGGUCAAAUGAAAUAUAUGAGUGAAUGGGAUGCUAUCGUAUUUCUUGGAACACCAAUUAUGCGUGAUGUGGAUUCAAUGCUAGAACUAGGUUUAUAUUUAAAUGAUUUGAGUAUGCAUGAUUCUAGCCGUGAUAUGGUAUUGGCUGGUGAACAACAGUCGGCUGAACUGAAAUUAGCACUGGAACAGACAUUCGAUAAUGUCACCCUGUUAUUAAGUGAUGUAGUAGGAUUUACAACAAUAUGCAGUGGUCUUGCACCAUUGGAAGUUGUAGGUCUACUUAAUAAACUUUAUUCAGUAUUCGAUGGACUUACAGAAAAACAUAAAGUUUAUAAGGUUGAAACAAUCGGUGACGCUUACAUGAUAGCAUCAGGAUGCCCAUCACGUACAGAUUAUCAUGCUCCAUUUAUUGCUGAGAUGGCACUCGAUAUGGUUGAAUCAGUUCAAACAGUUAAAGAUGAAUCUAAGGAACCACCAGAAAGUUUACGAAUACGUGUUGGUGUACAUUCAGGUCCAGCCGUUGCUGGUGUUGUAGGUGUAAAAAUGCCACGUUAUUGUUUAUUCGGUAGUACAGUUACAACAUCGGAACUAAUGGAACAAACUAGUUCACCUCAAAGAAUACAAGUCAGUGUGAAAGCAUAUGAAAAUCUUUUAAAAUACGGUGUUUAUGAUUUAACUGAGAAGGGAAGAGUUGAAUUAAAAGACGGUGGUACAAUAUUAACUUAUUGGUUAAAUGGUAGAUCAAAUUCUUCAGAUGAUGAGAAAACUGCUAAAUUCUUAGAUGAAUUAAAUACUGAACGUGAAAGAAUUGCCGAUUCCAAUAUGGCUUCAUCACAUCAACAUUCUGGUGAAAGUUGGGAAUCUGUAACAGCUAGUCGUUGUAGUUCCGCUAGAACAUUGGCAUCAAAACGUAGUUCAAUGUCAUUAUCUCAACGUGCUAGUUUAGCAGAUCCAGGAAUUGAUAUAAAAUCAAUGACAAGAUUAAAAAGUUUAGCACAAAUUAAUGAAAAUAAUAAACGUUAA